This is a messenger RNA of Paraglomus brasilianum, 537 nucleotides long. The record is from the annotation of a GenBank genome assembly. NCBI's taxonomy places the organism in Eukaryota, Fungi, Glomeromycota, Glomeromycetes, Paraglomerales, Paraglomeraceae.
AUGGCAGAGCAGAGUCCUCUUCUGGGCAAAGACGGGUUUAAGAUAACCGUAGAAAGAUCCUCACAAUAUUUGAUGAUGAGGAAUAUGAAAGCCGGAUGGCAAUAUAUUAUAAGGAGAUUCAUCGAGGGAGGAGGGACAAUCUUAGACCUUGAAUAUUUAAACGACGAAAGAGGUCGAAGAAUAGCAGCAUUUGGUUUUCAUGCAGGUUUUGCAGGGGCAGCAAUUGGUCUCGAUGUUUGGGCACGCCAAUGUCUACAUCGUGGGCAAGAGUAUCCGUCAAUUGACCCUUACCCUAAUGAGGACGAGCUUGUGAAUAAUAUCAAGUAUAGUUUGGAUGCUGCAGGUAAGAGGACAACAAUGAUAUUGUUCUUGACUUUGGUAACGCUUGCGUCCCAGCAAUCACCCUCUCAACAGGGACAUUACCAGUUGAAGAAGCCCAGAAUAUUAGACAUGUCAGCUAUACUGUUUAAAAGGUUAUUUGAAAUAUUAAGAGUAAAGCUGCAACUGCUACCGGAAGAUGAAUGGCAUAAGGGGUAG